CAGCGGUUUUUACAACGCCAAAAUAUAUCAACGUAUCAGUCAUCGGUUUUCGCGAUCAUUGCAAAACGUGUUAUACAUUUGCAUCACUUCCAUUAACAUAUUGUGGCUUGGGUGCACUACAGGAUUACCCAUUAGGCAAGAAUAUGGCAUCUGAAGCCAGUGAAGAUGAACCUGGUGUUGCAAAAAUCAAGAAAGAGUUCUUGCUUCUAGAUUACAAGCCUGUUCUGGACACUGAGUUUGUUUCCGAUGCAGUGCUUGAACAAUUGGAGACUGAACGAAAUGAAAACACAGAAAAUACAUCAGGACCUCCAAGCAAGCGAAUAAAACUGAAAGGAAGAAAUAAACAUAGACCUAAGGGAAGGAAAAUGGAAGCUUCUGAAAAAUUGUGCCAGGCCUAUGUCAAGGACAGGGACUGUAGUUUUGGGGACAGAUGCAAAUUUAGUCACGAUAAAGCGAAGUUCUUGGAAACCAAGCCUGAAGAUAUUGGCAAAACAUGUUAUUUGUUUGAUACCUAUGGAAAGUGUCCAUAUGGUGUUACAUGCAGGUUUGCCAAAAGUCAUAUAUCAGAAGACUUGAAAAAUGUGGUAAAAGAGGAUUUUGACCAGAAAGCACCCAGAGAAAGUCAUGUGUCAAAUGUGUUGACGAAAGAUUUGCAAGUUGCUCUCUGGAAAAGGCGCUAUGAUUUUUCAAAGUCAGAUAAGAUUAUUGAAAAAAUAUGUCCUCGGUCAAAUAACCAAAAGAAGCGCCUUCCAAAAGAUAUUGGGCCAGAACAAAUACAGGGCAGCCCACAAGUAUCUGACUGUAAACCAUGUGAAGUUAAAAAUCUUGAGCCAGAAGACAGUCCAGUGAUUAUUUCAAAUAAUAUAGCAGAAGAAGGGAAUUUCCCUGAUAAGCCUGUUGAUGUGGAAGGAGCAACAAACGGUGCAUCAACAAUCACCUUAGGCACAUCUGUGAUAGUUGAUACCCCUGUAGCAGAGGUCAAACAAGUGGAUUUUUCAGACAAGCUGUAUCUUGCACCACUUACCACUGUGGGUAACCUUCCUUUCCGUCGUAUCUGCAAGCGCUACGGUGCAGACAUCACAUGUGGGGAGAUGGCAGUGGUCACCAACCUGCUGCAAGGUCAGCAGUCUGAGUGGGCCCUGCUCAAGCGACACGAGAGCGAGGACGUCUUCGGAGUACAGUUGUGUGGGGGAUUUCCAGACUCGUUCACCCGCUGUGCCCAGGUGAUCUGUGAAAAAAUGAAUGUGGAUUUCAUAGACAUCAACUGUGGUUGUCCUAUAGACCUCAUCUUCAACAAGGGAGAGGGCAGUGCCCUGAUGGGACGGCAGCAAAAGUUUGAACAGAUCAUACGGAGCAUGAGGGCAGUGAUGGAUGUUCCACUGACUGUUAAAAUAAGGACUGGUAUCCAAGACAACAAGAACAUCGCCCACACACUAGUACCUCAUCUUCGGGACUGGGGCGUUGCCAUGACCACGCUGCAUGGUCGCUCCAGGCAACAGAGGUACACCAAGCUGGCGGACUGGGACUAUAUCCAUGAGUGUGCAGUGGCUGCAAGUCCUAUGCCCCUCUUUGGUAACGGUGACAUCCUGUCCUACGAGGACGCCAACAUGCACAGACAACAGACUGGUGUGUCGGGCCUCAUGAUUGCAAGAGGAGCCCUGAUCAAGCCCUGGGUUUUCACAGAGAUCAAGGAGCAGAGACACUGGGACAUCCGCUCCACUGAGAGACUGGACAUGCUCAGGGACUAUGUGAACUAUGGUCUGGACCACUGGGGCUCAGAUCAUCAGGGGGUUGAGAACACACGAAAGUUCCUGCUGGAGUGGCUGUCCUUCUUGCACAGGUACAUACCGGUAGGGGUGCUAGAGAGGGUCCCUCAGCAGAUAAAUGAGCGGCCCCCGUACUACCAAGGUCGGGAUGACCUGGAGACACUUAUGGCCAGCCCAAACUGUGGAGACUGGAUCAAGAUCAGUGAGAUGCUGUUGGGCCCAGUUCCAAGUGGUUUCACCUUCCUUCCAAAGCACAAGGCAAAUGCCUACAAGUAAGAGAUAAAACACACCAUGUGGAGUGCUUUGACCAGCUACAAGUAAGAGACAAAUAAUACCACAUGGAGUGAUUCCACCAGCUAUAAGUCAGAGACAAACAAUACCAUGUGGAGUGAUUCAACUAGCUACAAAUCAGAGACAAACAAUACCACGUGGAGUGAUUCCACCAGCUACAAAUCAGAGACAAACAAUACCAUGUGGAGUGAUUCAACUAGCUACAAGUCAGAUACAAACAAUACCAUGUGGAGUGAUUUCACCAGCUACAAAUCAGAGACAAACAAUGCCAUGUGGAGUGAUUUCACCAGCUACAAAUCAGAGACAAAUAAUACCACGUGGAGUGCUUCAACCAGCUACAAUUCAGAGACAAACAAUGCCACGUGGAGUGCUUCGACCAGCUACAAUUCAGAUACAAACAAUGCCACGUGGAGUGCUUCGACCAGCUACAAUUCAGAGACAAACAAUGCCACGUGGAGUGCUUCGACCAGCUACAAUUCAGAGACAAACAAUGCCACGAGGAGUGCUUCGACCAGCUACAAAUCAGAUACAAACAAUGCCACGUGGAGUGCUUCGACCAGCUACAAAUCAGAUACAAACAAUACCACGUGGAGUGCUUCGACCAGCUACAAAUCAGAGACAAACAAUGCCACAUGGAGUGCUUCGACCAGCUACAAUUCAGAGACAAACAAUGCCACGUGGAGUGCUUCGACCAGCUACAAUUCAGAGACAAACAAUGCCACAUGGAGUGCUUUUACCAAACUAGUUUAGUGGAAAGUUUCACUUGUCAUCUCUUGUGUUAACAUUCUUAGAUUUUAAUGUAUUUCGAUAUGCAACUUUUACUUUUCUAUUAAGGAUUAAUAGAUAUUGAGUUUCACAUUUUAUAUAAAAUUCUGGUGUAUAAAAUAUUAAAUAAAUGAUAAAUGAAAUGUUUUCUUAAUAUUUGCACUAAAGUGUUAUAAUAAAAUUAAUGAAACAGUAA
Molecule: messenger RNA, 3018 nt
Organism: Dreissena polymorpha
Lineage: Eukaryota; Metazoa; Mollusca; Bivalvia; Myida; Dreissenidae
Product: tRNA-dihydrouridine(47) synthase [NAD(P)(+)]-like
Exons: 12
Coding region: 144-2042 (632 amino acids)
Biological process (GO): tRNA processing
Molecular function (GO): metal ion binding; tRNA dihydrouridine synthase activity; RNA binding
Source: RefSeq, a predicted model, not a curated record